This is a messenger RNA of Scomber scombrus (Atlantic mackerel), 3068 nucleotides long. It is a transcript of the gene mcm2, whose product is annotated as minichromosome maintenance complex component 2. Gene Ontology annotation, molecular function: single-stranded DNA binding; ATP binding; 3'-5' DNA helicase activity. The record is from RefSeq and is a predicted model, not a curated record. Lineage: Eukaryota; Metazoa; Chordata; Actinopteri; Scombriformes; Scombridae. Gene Ontology annotation, biological process: DNA replication; double-strand break repair via break-induced replication; mitotic DNA replication initiation. The coding region runs from base 1 to 2394 and encodes 797 amino acids. Gene Ontology annotation, cellular component: MCM complex; nucleus. The transcript has 18 exons.
AUGGCGGAUUCCUCCGAGUCGUUCCACAUGGCCACCAGCCCCAGCCGAGGCCCCCGCAGAGGAGACCUGACCUCCAGCCCCGGCAGAGACCUGCCCCCCUUCGAGGAUGAGUCCGAGGGGCUUCUGGGCGACGGACCCCUUCCUGGAGAGGAAGAGGAGGACGCAGAGGGAGAGGAGCUGAUCGGGGACGCGAUGGAGAGGGAUUACCGUGCCAUCCCGGCUCUGGAUCAGUACGAGGCCGAGGGUUUGGACCUGGAUGACGAGGAUCUGUCGGAGAUGUCGCCUGGAGCUCGAGCCCGCGCUGAAGAAGCCAUGAGCAUCAGGGACAGAGCGCACGGUGUCACCGGUCGGCUGAGGAGAGGACUGCUCUACGCCGAUGACGAGGAUGACGGGCAACCUUCAGCACGGCGGAGGCGGAGAGCCGAGUGGGCGGCAGAUGGAGGAGAAGACGGAGAUGAAGAGGAAAUGAUAGAGAGCAUCGAAAACCUGGAGGACAUGAAGGGUCACACUGUGAGGGAGUGGGUUUCCAUGGCGGCGCCGCGGCUCGAGAUCUACCACCGAUUUAAGAACUUCCUGCGGACACACGUGGACGAAAACGGCCACAACGUCUUCAAGGAGAAAAUCAGCGACAUGUGCAAAGAGAAUAAGGAGAGUCUGGUUGUGAACUAUGAAGAUCUGGCAGCCAGAGAACACGUGUUGGCUUACUUUCUACCUGAAGCUCCAACUGAGAUGUUGAAGGUUUUCGACGAAGCCGCUAAAGAAGUGGUGCUCGCCAUGUACCCGAAAUACGACCGCAUCGCACACGAGAUCCACGUCCGCAUCUGCAACCUGCCGCUAGUCGAGGAGAUCCGCUCACUCAGGCAGCUGCAUCUGAACCAGCUGAUCCGUACCAGCGGUGUGGUGAGCAGCUGCACGGGCGUCCUCCCUCAGCUCGCUAUGGUCAAGUACAACUGUAACAAGUGUAACUUCGUGCUGGGACCGUUCUUCCAGUCCCAGAACCAGGAAGUGAAGCCGGGCUCCUGUCCCGAGUGUCAGUCCCUCGGACCCUUCGAGAUCAACAUGGAGGAGACCGUGUACCAGAACUACCAGAGGAUCACCAUCCAGGAAAGUCCCGGUAAAGUCGCAGCCGGUCGCCUCCCUCGCUCCAAAGACGCCAUCCUGCUCGCCGACCUGGUGGAUCACUGCAAGCCUGGAGACGAGAUCGAGUUGACGGGAAUCUACCACAACAACUACGACGGCUCUCUGAACAUGGCUAACGGCUUCCCGGUGUUCGCCACCGUCAUCCUCGCCAACCACAUCACCCGGCGGGACGAAGGCGUCGCCGUGGCCGAGCUCACCGACGAAGACGUCAAAGCCAUCGUCGCCCUGUCCAAAGACGAACGCAUCGGAGAGAGGAUUUUUGCCAGCAUGGCUCCGUCCAUCUACGGUCACGAGGACAUAAAGAGAGCUCUGGCUCUGGCUCUGUUUGGAGGAGAGCCCAAAAAUCCAGGCGGUAAACACAAAGUGCGUGGAGACAUCAACGUGCUGCUGUGUGGAGACCCGGGAACCGCCAAGUCUCAGUUCCUCAAGUACAUAGAGAAGGUGUCGACCCGCGCCGUGUUCACCACCGGUCAGGGAGCCUCGGCCGUCGGUCUGACCGCCUACGUGCAGAGACACCCGGUCACCAGGGAGUGGACGCUGGAGGCCGGAGCGCUGGUGCUGGCCGACCGCGGAGUCUGUCUCAUCGACGAGUUCGACAAGAUGAACGACGCCGACAGGACGAGCAUCCACGAGGCGAUGGAGCAGCAGAGCAUCUCCAUCUCUAAAGCCGGCAUCGUCACCUCGCUGCAGGCCAGAUGCACCGUCAUCGCGGGCGGUCUAACCCCAUCGGUUCAUCCCAAACUGAACCAGAUGGAUCAGGAUAAAGUGGCUCGUAUCUACAGCGAACUCCGUAAAGAGUCCAUGGCGACGGGCAGCAUCCCCAUCACCGUGCGUCACAUCGAGUCGAUGAUCCGCAUGGCCGAGGCUCACGCCAAGAUUCACCUGCGGGACUACGUGGUGGAGGACGACGUGAACAUGGCCAUCAGAGUGAUGCUGGAGAGCUUCAUCGACACGCAGAAGUUCAGCGUGAUGAGGAGCAUGAGGAAGACGUUCUCCCGCUACCUCGCCUUCCGCCGUGACAACAACGAGCUGCUGCUGUUCAUCCUGAAGCAGCUGGUUGCCGAGCAGGUCGCCUACCAGAGGAACCGAUACGGAGCCCAGAACGACACCAUCGAGGUCCCCGAAAAAGACCUGCACGAAAAGGCGAGACAGAUCAACAUCCACAACCUGACGGCUUUCUACGACAGCGACAUAUUCCGCUCCAACAAGUUCAGCCACGACGGCAAGAAGAAGCUGAUCCUGCAGCAGUUCUAAGAGCCUCUUCAUCAUCAUCCUCCUCCUCUUCCUCAUCUUCACUCUCUCCUCUAAACAUGAACUAAACUUCAAGGUUGUUUGGGAGGAAAAAUAAAAAGUACUUUUCUUUAGAGGGAAGAAACGCCUGGAUGGACAUUUAUUCAACAUGUGUGACGUUUUCACCCAAAAAGAAGAAAGACAGACGUCGUUAUAAUGAUCCACAACAUUUUAAGAUUUAGUGGAGCUUUAAAAAGUGGUGUUGACCUAACAGGAAAAGAUAAAGAUGAAGGUGGUUUCCACUCAGUGCAGACAGUGGAAUAAAUUAAGAUUGUUACCAAAAUAGAAGCAAAGAUAUGAAAUAAAGAAAAAGAAGAAACUAAGACGAUUCUCUUGUGUAUCUGCCCUCAGGUGGGGCUGAUUGUGUAAAUAAAUGUACAUGUUUAUGUCUGUAUCUCCUCUGUUAGUAGCUGCUGUUUUAAGAUGGAGGAUUUAUUUUUCAGGCUCACUGACUUUUCUUGCUUCGUGUUUGAGUUCAGAUCGAUAGAAACUGGCUGGAAGUGUAUCAUUAAAAAAAAGUAAUAAUAAAUAAAUGAAUAAAUGAAUAAAAACACAUGUAAACUACUUAAAGAGGUAAAAAGAAAUGAAGCAGUGACUGUUUCUACUGUUGGAUUUGUAGGAAUGUUUUUUUGAUAUUA